Neocloeon triangulifer is the source of this 1812-nucleotide messenger RNA. Its product is annotated as glucose dehydrogenase [FAD, quinone]-like. The transcript is spliced from 2 exons. Gene Ontology annotation, molecular function: oxidoreductase activity, acting on CH-OH group of donors; flavin adenine dinucleotide binding. NCBI's taxonomy places the organism in Eukaryota, Metazoa, Arthropoda, Insecta, Ephemeroptera, Baetidae. The coding region runs from base 1 to 1812 and encodes 603 amino acids. The record is from RefSeq and is a predicted model, not a curated record.
AUGGAACUCUUCGAGGAGAACAACAGCUUGGCGGGCGGCUCGUGUCAGUCGGGCACCCUUUUGCUCUUCAGCCUGCUCAGGUCGCUGGUGUGGGAGCAGUGCUACCUGGGCAGACAGGCGGCCUCGGUGCCCAACCGGCCCGAGAGCUACAUGCAGACGUACGAUUUCGUCGUCGUUGGCGGCGGCAGUGCCGGCUGCGUUUUGGCCAGCAGACUCACAGAAGUCGCGAAAUGGAAUGUUUUGCUCAUCGAAGCGGGCGGCGACGAACCGCCAAAGUCGCAGGUUCCUGGUUUCAUCGACGCCCUGAUGGACAGCGAAAUCGACUGGAGCCUGCGUUCGGUGCCGCAGGAGACGUGCUGCCUGGGCUACCCCGAGCAAAGGUGUCGGCACCCGCGCGGCCGCGUGCUGGGCGGCUCGAGCACCAUCAACCGCAUGAAGUACGUGCGGGGCAACCGGCGCGACUACGACCGCUGGGUCGAGCUGGGCAACCCUGGCUGGAGCUACGCCGAGGUUUUGCCCUUUUUCAAAAAGUCCGAGCGCAAUUACGAGUUCUUCGACGAGUACCACAGUUCCGAGGGCUACCUGCCGGUGGAAAGGUUUAGGCACACGUCGGCCCUGUCCGCGGCCAUCAUCAGGGCCGGCGCCGAGCUGGGCUACCGGACCGACGUGGACGUCAACGGCAGGCACCAGGACGGCUUCGUCAGGGCGCAGACGACCUCGUGGAACGGCAUCAGGUACAACUCGGCCAAGUCCUUCCUCAAGGCCGUGCGCAACAGGACCAACCUGCACGUCGUCAAGCACGCCCUGGUGACCAGGGUGUUGUUCGAGGGGGCGGACAAGAGGGCGUCGGGGGUCGAGUUUAUCUUCCAGGGGACUUUCUUGAAGGUUUUCGCCACCAAAGAAGUGAUUUUGUCCGCCGGCGCCUUCAAAUCGCCGCAGAUUCUGCUCCUCUCCGGCAUCGGCCCUGCCGAGCACCUCAGAGAAAAAGGGGUGUUCGUCAACCAGGACCUGCCGGGGGUGGGGGAAAACCUGCAGGAUCACGUGAGCGUGCCCGUGCCCAUCGUCACUCGAGGAAGUGAAAGGGAGGAUGAGGCGGAGAUCGAAAGUCAGUAUUUGCUGAAAAGAUCCGGGCCUUUGAUGACGACCGGGAUUUCCCAAAACACGGCCUUCAUUUCGAGCUCACCUUCGGAGGGGAAGAGAUUCAUCCCCUGGCCGGACGUUCAACUUUACUUUGGCCAAUCGCCCCGAAUGUGCUCCACGACGAAGGGUGCAAAUUCAGUCGAUUGCCAGUUCUUCCCCUUAGCAAGGGAGUUCAAUAUUUUUCCUGCAAUUCUGCGGCCAAAGAGCAGGGGGGUGGUGAGUCUGGCGGACAAAGACCCCACGAAUCCACCCCUGAUCAACCCCAGAUACUUUUCCAAAAGGGAGGAUGUGCGGACUUUGGUGAGCGCGGUGCGGCGAGUGCAGAAGUUGCUUCAAACCGAAGCGUUUCGCAGGAUCGAGGCUCGUUUGAACGCGACCCACGUGCGGGGGUGCGAAAACCACCCCUUUGACUCGGACCCGUACUGGGAGUGCGCGAUGCGUGCCAACAGUGUCACGGUGCACCACGUGGCGGGAACGUGUAAAAUGGGGCCGGAGAACGACCCUGAGGCCGUGGUUGAUGCCGAGUUAAGGGUGCACGGCGUGCAGGGGUUGCGAGUGAUUGACGCGUCCAUCAUGCCGCACGUCGUCUCGGGCAACACCAACGCACCCACCAUUAUGAUCGCCGAAAAAGGCGCUGAUUUCAUCAAAAAGCAAUGGAACCAGAAUCAUUAA